This is a messenger RNA of Gadus morhua (Atlantic cod), 1930 nucleotides long. Its product is annotated as platelet-derived growth factor receptor-like protein. The transcript has 7 exons. NCBI's taxonomy places the organism in Eukaryota, Metazoa, Chordata, Actinopteri, Gadiformes, Gadidae. The record is from RefSeq and is a predicted model, not a curated record. Bases 359 to 1531 code for a protein of 390 amino acids.
UUCACGUCCAGUGUAACAGCUAAGCAAACAGGUCCCGCCAUUCCAGACGGAGGGGCCACUGAUCCAGAGGCCCUCAUUGGUCCACAGCGGCUUGAAAGGCUCCAUUGAGCCCAUCUGGAGGAAUUUGGGGUUCUAACGCCACUUUCAGGAGGAGGAAUUUGUGUAAUUCCGAUAAACAGCUGACCACUCAUUUUGCUCGCGCUCCUGCUCUCUCCCUUGAUCCCCGCAUUCUCUGCCUCUCUCCUUCCCUCGUCUCUUGACUCCUGCUCUGUGUCCUUCUGAUAAACUGGGUUGAACCGAGUGAACCUGAUAAUCCGUAGGCUGCUUUGUUAUUAAUAAUUAUAAUAAUCCAUCGGUCAUGCUUGUGCCCAUAUGGAGGUCAGUGUUGUGCUCUCUCUGGAUUUGUGCUCUGAUCCUGGAGUUUGGACACUGUCAAGGAGAUGCCGAAGAACCAAAGACGACCUCUGGGAAGAAGCCCAAGGCUCCUAAAGCUAAGCUAGGAAAGGAGACAAAGAAAGGCCCAAGGGCCGUCGUGGCUAAAGCUAAGGUCAAAGCUACGGCCCCAGCACAGACCCUACUAACACAGGUGCUGAAGAAGGGCCGGUUCCAGCGCGUGGGGGACACACUCACUGUGCGGGCCGGAGAUGCUCUGGAGCUCAGGUGUAAAGGCACACCUGUCCAGUGGAGCGUACCCCCCUAUCUGGAGGAGGAUAAUGAGGGGAGGCUAAGAACGGUCCAACACCAGAGAUACGGGAUGCUGUCUCUGGUCAACAGCACGGGGGCCGAUACAGGGGAGUACACCUGCUACCCCAUGUACUGCGAGGAGACUGACUGUAGGAAGGAGUACGACAAGGCCGUCAAAGUUUUCGUCUUCUUCGCUGAUCCACAGGAGCUGUUUGUGCCGUCGUCCAACUACUACGAGGUGAUCCAGCUCCGCACCAACUGGCCCACGCGGCUGCCCUGCCAGGUGACGUCCCCCGGGGCCGCGGUGUCCCUGCACCGGGAGUUCCCCCCGUCCGAGGUGCCGGUGGACGGGGCGGAGAUCACCUUCAGCACCCGGGGGGGCUUCACCAUCCACCGGCCGCGGCCCCAGCACGCCGGCUCUCUGUACUGCGUGGCCAGCUUGGGGAACCUCAGGCAGGCCUCCACCAAGUACAUGCUGAUCUACGUCAACUAUCCCAUGGCGGUGCCGGCCCCUGCGAUCGAGGCCUCGAGCAGCUCCCUGACGGCGGGGGACAACCUGAGGGUCAGCUGCACCGUGGUGGGGGAGACCGAGGUGGCCAUAGACUUCACCUGGGAGUACCCUGGACAGCAGAUCGGCAGGCCGUUGUACACCCAGGAGAUCAGGACCCCUUUGGCAGGGGGUCCAGGGGCCAGGCAGAAGAUCCAGUCCGUGCUGCUGGUGGACGAGGUGAGGGAGGUGGACCACGGGACGUACACCUGCACGGCGGAGAACCUACAGGGGGCCAAGUCCACCUCCACCACGGUUCAAGUGGCGGCCAAAGCUAAACUCAAGAAGAAACCUCAGUGAUGUAUCCUGGAGUGGAGGCUGAUGGGAGUGACGAGAAACAGAGAGGGAAGGGAGGAGAGUGAGAUGUUUAUAUAAGAGGGAGUAAGAGCGAUCAUUUUAUAGUAAACUGCACUGGCUAUAGUCACCUAAAGAGAUAGCCUACCUUUAUUAUAUAGCAACAAGUAUGCUCUGAUCGAUAUUUAGCUUGCAAAAAGUAAAGUGGUCCAUUGAAUGAAAAUCAUUUUAUAUAGCACAUGCCUGUUUUGUGUGUUAAACUUUUUCUACAAAAAUGCUUCUUGCGUUUUAUUUUCCUGGGUGUUUCUCAUUUUGUAUAUGGUAACUCAGAUUUGGCCUCAAAACCCCCACUUUUUGAUUAGGACACUAGAGGGCGAUGUAACCCAGUGAAGGCUCAGGUUUGCC